AGCGCGCCAUAGCCAACGAAAACUAGCCAUCCACGUCAGCUUUCGAUCUUCAUCUACGAACCAGAAAAGGCCACGUUUCUUCACCUUCGUUUCCCUUUCCUUGUUAGAUGCGGAUUACAGAAACUGUUAAUGAAACUCGAAACAAGAAGAGAUGGAUACCGCUGGAAUAGUUUCCUCCCCUGUUCUUCGUUUCUCGGAAUCCGGAGUCAAUAAUUUCUCUCUGAAAUUACCUCUCGGGACCGUAAAUUCUAGAGUUUCAUUCAAAACCAGAGAUUUUUCUGGAAUUUUGAGUCAUAAAUUUUCUGAUUCUGGUCAUUUACAAUACUAUGUAUCACCAACUAGGAGUGGUGGAAAGAAGCAGAAGGAAGAAAGCAAAGAGAUAAAAACAGAGAAGAAGAAGAAGCUGAAGUUGAUGAAGAGAUUAUCCAAAGAUUUGGACCUUUUUUCUCGUACAGCACAGGCUGAAGAGUUUGGCAGUCGUUUGAAUUUGAUGGAUGACGUCAAGCAGAAGAUGAUUUCGGAAGCAACAGAGUUUUUGCUGGCAGAGCUUCGACAUUUGAAAUCAGAGCAAAAGGAACAAAAAAGAAAGAGAAAAGAAGAGAAAGCCUCAUUGAUCAAUGGUGAGGCCCCGGUUGACUCUACAUCAUCGUCCUCAAGCUCUUCAUCGGACUCAAGUGACAGCGAUUGUGAAGUGGUAAUGGACGUGAGCCGCCUUGGAAACACAGCUGUGAAGCAAUUUAUCGAGAAUGAAACAGAACAUGCGAAUUACAGAGAACAAGCCACUUUGGCAGAGAUUAGUACGCCAGUAUUGGAGACGACUGAAAGUUUCAAUGUUUUGAACAUUGAAGAAGAUUGCCGUUCAAAUUGUUCCAAUGAAAGUGAAAAUACGGGCAUGGCAGUUGCAGGGGGAAAGAAGAUUGAGAUAUGCAUGGGGGGCAAGUGUAAGAAAAUGGGGGCCAUUGCUUUGUUGGAAGAAUUUGAGAAGAAAGUUGGAAAAGAGGGUGCUGUUGUCGGGUGCAAGUGCAUGGGGAAAUGUAAAAACGCCCCUAAUGUGAAGGUCUCUAAUUGUUCUACUGGACUUCAAGGUGAGAGUACUCUGUCGCUGUGCAUGGGAGUUGGGCUAGAAGACGUAGAUGCCAUUGUUGCAAAUCUUCUUGGCAAAGACAGGAACGACAAUUGUCUGAUGGCAAUCUCUUGAAAGAUCUGUUUGUUUUCGUAAUAGUUUUGUUUGGAAGCUUAUUUUUGUUGAGACAAAUUAGAACCAGUAAGAUGUAAAUAUAUUCAUAUGCAAUUAAAUUAAAUUAAAUUCAUUUUUAUA
This is a messenger RNA of Jatropha curcas, 1318 nucleotides long. The record is from RefSeq and is a predicted model, not a curated record. Lineage: Eukaryota; Viridiplantae; Streptophyta; Magnoliopsida; Malpighiales; Euphorbiaceae.